AUGGACACCUCGCGGUAUAUACAGUCGUGUAAUCCAGCACGUUUUAUUGUUACUUUUUCUCUAUUGAUCUUUUCAAUUUUAUUUGCCUUACAACUUGAUGGAAUUAUUAAAAUUAAUUAUUGGCUUAUUUUCUUGCCAUUAUUUAUAUGGAAAAUGCUUGUCGUCUUUGGUGCCUGUACAGGCGUCUUUUGUUGGUGUAAAAAUGGCGAAAGAAAUAGGAUUAUUCGUGCACCAGAUAAUGAUUGUCGAGCAUUAAUUAUUUAUUUUUUUCUUCAUAUAUUUAUACUUAUAUUUGAAAUAUUGACAUGUGACAAAUUAGAAAAUAAAUUAGAAACUCGUUGGAUUGUAUGUUGUAUUCCAUUAUAUCUAUGUACAUUUCUAACUUUUUUAUCAUGUUUAUGGUCAUUAAAAGUACAAAGAAAUUUUCUCAUACAAGCCUUUAUCUCAGCUAAUGGACUUUUCUUUUUGUUUUUUCCACUUCGUUUAGAUUCUGCAAUAACAUGGCGAUAUGUUAUUGUCUUUAUUCCAUUAUGGGUUUCUUUAUGUAUUGCCUUAUUAUUUGUUAUUUCAAAAUUAAUUCUUGCUAUUGUUCAUCGUUGUUCUCGUCGUUUAAUACCUAAUCAACGUGAAUCGAGUACUAUAACAGAAGCAAUUAUCUAUGCAAUUAUGUUCAUUCCAUUUAGCAUUUUUGCGAUUUUACUAGUCGAUCGACUUGAUCAUGAAGACAAUGAACAAAUUCAAAAAGUCUCCUUCACUGUGAUAUCUAUUCCAUUAUGGAUUGCUUUAAUAGCUUGGUUAAUAUUUUCAUUUGGCGCUACCGAUAGCAAUCCAUGGUGGUUUGGCCUUCGACGUGAUCUAUGUGAGAUUCUCCUUGGUCAAUGUCCAUAUAUAACACUUUAUUUUAAUAAUAAAUUUAAAUUUGAACCACGUCCAUCAACAACAGUACCAACAAAUGAUAUAAUUAUUGAUAUACCAACAUCGAAUGGUAACAAAAACUUUGGAUCUAUGAAUAUGAAGAAAUUAUUAACAGCAAAUAUAAAUAAUGAAAAAAAUCGUAGUAUACAAUCUAAUUUGAUGUCACUAUUGGAGCCUGAUUAA
This is a messenger RNA of Rotaria sordida, 1098 nucleotides long. NCBI's taxonomy places the organism in Eukaryota, Metazoa, Rotifera, Eurotatoria, Philodinida, Philodinidae. The record is from the annotation of a GenBank genome assembly.